Messenger RNA from Tribolium castaneum (red flour beetle), 1010 nucleotides. It is a transcript of the gene Ublcp1, whose product is annotated as Ubiquitin-like domain-containing C-terminal domain phosphatase 1. Lineage: Eukaryota; Metazoa; Arthropoda; Insecta; Coleoptera; Tenebrionidae. Gene Ontology annotation, molecular function: protein serine/threonine phosphatase activity; protein binding. Gene Ontology annotation, cellular component: nucleus. Gene Ontology annotation, biological process: protein dephosphorylation. Bases 1 to 972 code for a protein of 323 amino acids. The record is from RefSeq and is a predicted model, not a curated record. The transcript has 3 exons.
AUGGAAGCCACGAAUAAAAUAUACGUGAAAUGGAGCGGAAAAGAGUACGAGAUUGAGUUAACGGAGAACGAUACGGUUCUGGACUUGAAAAAUGCGAUCGAGAAAAAGACGGGAGUGCGCCCCGAGAGACAGAAGCUUCUCAAUUUGAAGCUGAAAGGCAAGGCACCUGAUGAGGAGUGUCGGUUAGGUCAGCUGAAGCUAAAGCCGGGGUUUAAGCUAAUGAUGAUGGGGUCGCUAGAGGAGGACAUUGUUGAGGCUAACACGGCCCCAGCUGACUUGCCCGAGGUCGUAAAUGACUUAGACAUAGAAGACGAGGAGGUUGCAAUAGAGAAUCAGGAGGUUUAUUUGGCGAAAAUUGAGAAAAGGAUUAAGGAAUAUAAAAUAGUCAUGCUUAAUGAACCUAGGCCUGAUAAGAAACUCUUAGUCUUAGACAUAGAUUAUACGUUAUUUGAUCACAGAUCCACCGCCCAGACCGGGGCGGAGUUAAUGAGGCCUUAUUUACACGAAUUUCUCACUUCAGCUUACGCUGACUACGAUAUUGUGAUUUGGUCCGCGACUGGAAUGAAGUGGAUUGAAGAAAAAAUGAGACUUUUGGGCGUUUCGACGAACCCUAAUUACAAAAUCGCUUUCUAUUUAGACUCAUUAGCUAUGAUCUCCGUGCACACUCCCAAAUAUGGCGUGAUGGAUGUGAAACCGUUGGGGGUGAUUUGGGGCAAGCUCCCCCAGUUCAGUGCGAAAAACACGAUAAUGUUUGACGAUAUUAGGAGGAAUUUCAUAAUGAAUCCGAAGAACGGGUUGCGGAUUCGCCCGUUCCGCCAGGCGCACUUGAACAGGGACAAAGAUAAUGAGCUUUUGAAACUUUCCAAAUAUCUCAAAGACUUAGCGGAAAACUGCCAGGACUUUUCCUCCGUCAACCACCGGCAUUGGGAGAAGUACAAGCCAAAGAAGCGACGUAAUAAUCAGCGGCAAUAACGUGUUGUAACAAUUUUGCAAUAAAAUUCGAUAACGCA